CAGUAAACUGAUUCCUGAAAAUAAAAACUCGAGAUGGAAGGAAUUGACCUUAAACAUUAUCACGAUGAAGAGUUUGAUCACCAUCUACUGAUAGAAACGUAUGUUGGUCAUGAUAAAACGGAUUCCAAAGAGGAACUGAUGAAAAUGCCACAGCAAAAAUUAUUUGAGGUAUUGUCCUCAGGUAUGUUCAUGUCUAAUGCCUUUUUUAUUGCUUUUUUUUUUUUUUGUCAUUCAAUCUGUAUUAAAGAAGCGCUGUCACUUGUAAGGUCUUUGUAUUUCCUUAAAGGGACACUAUAGGCACCCAGACCACUUCAUCUCACUGUCUCCUUAACCCUGCAAUGUUAGUUAAUGCAGUUCCUGAGAAAUUACAGUAAGUACGUGUCAGGGUUAUGAUUGCCCCUAGUUGUUGUCUAUCAGCCACUAGAGGCAUUUCCUGCUUGUUAGGCAAUCUUUGGGCUAAUUGAUGCCGGAGUUCGCCACGCUCUUCAUGAGGACACCAGCAUCAGUAAAACUUCAAUGUGAAAAGCAUUGCUUUCCUAUGGGGAGGACCUAAUGCACUCACCACGGAUGUGCAUGAGCCCCGCAAUGGGUGACGAGGGAGGGAGAGUGUAAGGGUUCUAUAGUGCUAGCAAUACUAUAGUGUCCCUUUAAAGACUUCCCAUGGUGGCAUGUCAGCUUGCCUAAUAAUGCCUGUAGGAGAGUUGGAAGGGAGAUAUACAUAUCUAAAGCUCUCGCCCUGCACUGACCGCGUCUGGUUAAUCAGUUCCUGAUUAAUGAUUCCACCAGGAGCUCUUAGUUUUUUUUUUUUUUAACUCUUGCAUAUGGAUGUGUACAUAAAAUGGAGGUAUAAGGGAGAUACUGCUGGAUCCUCUAUCGAUCUUCGAGAACAUUGAAAUAUUUACAUCUGAUUUGUAUCGUGAGAAGUUGCGUUUUCAUUUUGUGUUCCUUCAGGUACCGUGAAAGGAGAAACUCUGAUAGAUCUCACCAUUGCUCCAACUUUCAGUCAUUUAUUGGUCACAGCUGAUUUCUUUAAGGAGAUCUUCAUAUUGGACUCAUCAGACAGUUCACUCAAGGAAACUGAAAAAUGGCUGAAUAAGGAGCCAGGAGCUGUAGACUGGUCUCAUGCAGCUCACUUGUCAUGUGAAAUUAAGGGUGUGAGGUAA
Molecule: messenger RNA, 1163 nt
Organism: Pelobates cultripes (western spadefoot toad)
Lineage: Eukaryota; Metazoa; Chordata; Amphibia; Anura; Pelobatidae
Source: the annotation of a GenBank genome assembly